Hibiscus syriacus is the source of this 415-nucleotide messenger RNA. RefSeq names its product actin-depolymerizing factor 10-like. Gene Ontology annotation, molecular function: actin filament binding. The coding region runs from base 1 to 405 and encodes 134 amino acids. Gene Ontology annotation, biological process: actin filament depolymerization. Gene Ontology annotation, cellular component: cytoplasm; actin cytoskeleton. The record is from RefSeq and is a predicted model, not a curated record. The transcript is spliced from 4 exons. NCBI's taxonomy places the organism in Eukaryota, Viridiplantae, Streptophyta, Magnoliopsida, Malvales, Malvaceae.
AUGAUGAAAAUUCCCCUUUUUCGCCUGACAAUUUCCGUCAAAGCUUCAUUUGAGGAACAAAAUGUGCGGAACUAUCGGUUCAUCGUGUAUAAGAUCGACGAGCAGACACAGCAGGUGGUCGUCGGCAAGCUCGGAGGUCCCCGUGAAACCUACGAAGAUUUCACCAACUCCUUUUCUCCCAACGAAUGCCGCUAUGCCGUCCUCGACUACUACUUCAUCACCCACGAGAACUGCCAGAAGAGCAAGAUUUUCUUCGUUGCAUGGUCACCCGAUGGGGCAAGGGUGAGGAGUAAGAUGCUUUACGCAAGCUCCAAGGACAAGUUCAAGAGACAGUUGGACGGGAUUCAGGCCGAGUUGCAGGCAACCGAUCCAAGCGAGAUGAGCUUCGACAUCAUCAAAUCCUGAGCUCUUUAAU